This is a messenger RNA of Amyelois transitella, 6000 nucleotides long. RefSeq names its product nitric oxide synthase-like protein (gene Nos). Gene Ontology annotation, molecular function: flavin adenine dinucleotide binding; heme binding; FMN binding. NCBI's taxonomy places the organism in Eukaryota, Metazoa, Arthropoda, Insecta, Lepidoptera, Pyralidae. Bases 130 to 3792 code for a protein of 1220 amino acids. Gene Ontology annotation, biological process: nitric oxide biosynthetic process. The record is from RefSeq and is a predicted model, not a curated record. The transcript has 22 exons.
CACGCGCCGCGUGCCGCCAAAUUAAUUUAUACAUCUACUCAUUCCUCUUACCUACAUUUCCUCUUAAUUAAUCGCUAAAAAAGUGUUCGUUAUAUACAAAAUUGCGCGUUCGGAAUUUAAAAUUCCAUAAUGGCGCCCGUAGUCCAGACCUCACAAUCGUUAAUUGCUGAUUCGCUUAAAGUUCUUGUUAAGCAUAAUGGAGAUAUCAUUAAUAAACUGGUGGCUGAAGACUCUGUAAACAAAACUUGCCCUAUUGACCACCUAAAUUACACCGUUAAUAAUGAUACCGCUGAAAAUGGAAAUGGAAGCGAUAAAUCACCCGUGAAUGGCAACGGAGCUGUGGGCCUUAAGAAACCUCCAAGAAGAGUUGUCAGACCAAAAGUUUUGAAGAACUACGAAUCUAGAGAAUAUUUAUAUGAUCGGCUGUAUGACGAUACUUGUCCUCGGGUGCCAACGCCAUGCAGCGAGAAAGCGUGCCUUGGCAGUGUUAUGGCCAUCCCUGGCCGAGGGGACGUGCCAAGAGAUCCAGAGGAAGUCCUCAAAGAUGCCAAGGACUUUCUUGGCCAGUACUUUGCAUCUAUAAGAAGGGCGAACACCCCAGCCCAUGAGGCUCGUUGGAUGGCGGUCCAGGAGGAGGUGGAGAGGACCGGGACUUACCAGCUGACCACCACGGAGUUGGUGUUUGGAGCCAAGCUCGCUUGGAGGAAUGCCAGCCGGUGCAUCGGCAGGAUACAGUGGUCCAAACUCCAGGUUUUCGACUGCCGCCAAGUUACCACCACAAGCGGCAUGUUCGAGGCGCUUUGCAACCACAUGAAGUAUAGCACAAAUAAAGGAAACAUCAGAUCAGCGAUUACCGUCUUCCCACAACGCACAGACGGCAAGCACGACUACAGGAUAUGGAACAGUCAGCUGAUCAGCUACGCUGGAUACAGGCAGCCCGAUGGGACCGUUCUUGGGGACCCAAUGCAUUGCGAGUUCACCGAGCUAUGCAUAAAGCUAGGCUGGAAGCCUCCUAGAACUGCCUGGGACAUUUUGCCCCUGGUCCUAUCGGCCAAUGGGAAGGACCCGGACUACUUCGAGAUCCCCCGGGAGCUGGUGAUGGAGAUCCACAUGACCCACCCUACGUACGAUUGGUUCUCAGAGCUAGACCUUCGCUGGUACGCCUUGCCGGCCGUGUCCAACAUGCGCUUUGACUGCGGCGGCAUCGAGUUCACCGCCAACGCCUUUAACGGCUGGUACAUGAGCACCGAGAUCGGUUGCCGCAACUUCUGUGACACUAACAGGCUGAAUAUGCUCGAGAAAGUGGCCCAGAAAAUGGGCUUGGACACACGAACACCGGUCAACCUGUGGAGGGAUAAGGCUCUUGUGGAAGUUAACGUUGCGGUUCUGCACAGUUUUCAACAGCAGAAUGCCACUAUAGUAGACCAUCACACAGCUUCGGAGAGCUUCAUAAAACAUUUGGACAACGAAAACAGGCUGAGAUCUGGUUGCCCUGCUGAUUGGAUAUGGAUUGUUCCUCCAAUGUCAUCAUCAAUCACUCCAGUGUUUCAUCAAGAAAUGGCUCUAUACUACUUGAGACCGUCUUAUGAAUAUCAGGAACCAGCUUGGAAGACCCACCAGUGGCAAAAGUCAAAGCCGAUCACGGGAAAGAGGCCGAUAAACAGGAAGUUUCACUUCAAGCAGAUCGCUCGGGCUGUGAAAUUCACUUCGAAACUAUUCGGUCGAGCGCUGUCCAAGCGAAUCAAGGCGACAGUCUUGUAUGCGACUGAGACCGGAAAGUCUGAACAAUUUGCCAAAGAAUUGGGGGUGAUAUUUGGUCAUGCUUUCAAUGCACAGGUGCACUGUAUGGUGGACUAUGACAUAACAUCAAUAGAGCAUGAGGCUUUGUUGUUGGUUGUGACUUCCACAUUUGGGAAUGGUGACCCACCUGAAAAUGGCGUGGCAUUUGCGGAGCAUUUAUGCGAGAUUUUAUAUACGGAACAAGUCGGCGACGAAAACAGUGUAAAUUCGCAGAAUCUGACCCCAAAAUCUUUUAUUAAAGCCAACAGCCAAAUGGAAUUCCAAAGAUACGCUUCUGGAAAUCAGAAAAAAUUAAGUAGAUUGGAAUCCUUGAAAGGAAGUGCCACAGACGCAACAUCGAUCGACAGUUUCGGUCCCCUGAGCAACGUUCGGUUCGCUGUCUUCGCUCUUGGGUCUAGUGCGUAUCCGAAUUUCUGCAAUUUCGGCAAAUAUGUGGACAAACUGCUCGGUGACCUCGGCGGAGAGCGGAUCCAUGACGUGGCGACUGGUGACGAGAUGUGUGGCCAAGACCAGGCCUUCAGGAAGUGGGCCUCAAGCGUGUUCAACGUAGCUUGCGAGACUUUCUGUUUGGAUGACGAUGAAACUUUACAAGAAGCGAAACGGGCUCUAGGUACGGUCGCACUAAGCGAGGAAACUGUCAGGUUUACUGAAGCGGUCGGUAAACCCCCAACUUUGCCCGAGGCUUUGCAGUCGGCACUUAAUAAAAAACUAGUAACUUGCAUUGUGAAGGCUAACAAAGACCUAGGAGAUGACUCAGCGGAACGAUCAACAAUCUUCAUUGAUUUGGAUCCGAAGGAGGAAAUCAAAUACGAUCCUGGAGAUCAUGUUGGUAUAGUGGCAUGUAAUCGUAAAGAAUUGGUUGAUGGUUUGCUGGCGAGAGUGAAAGAUGUUGAUGAUUUUGAUCAAGCAUUACAACUACAGUUGAUGAAGGAGACACAUACUUCAAGCGGCCCAGUAAAAUCAUGGGAACCACAUGAAAGGCUUCCAAUUGUAAGCGUGCGUGAUCUGUUCACUCGAUUCCUAGACAUCACUACUCCGCCAACUACUAUCCUACUACAGUAUUUGGCUAAGACGUGUGAUGAUGAAGAAGAAAGGAAGCAACUCAAUCUUCUUGCUACGGAUCCCGCAGCAUAUGAAGAUUGGCGCCACUUUCACUUUCCAACUCUUACUGAGGUGUUAGAUCAAUUCCCGUCGGCAAGACCGAGUGCAUCUCUACUCGCUGCACUAUUAUCACCUCUGCAGCCAAGAUUCUAUUCCAUAUCCUCCUCGCCAAUCGCUCAUCCUAAGAGACUGCACCUAACAGUCGCCGUAGUUACAUAUAGAACACAAGAUGGCGAAGGUCCUGUCCACUAUGGUGUUUGUUCAAAUUAUCUCAUGGAUCGCAAGCCGGGAGAUCAAGUUUAUUUAUUCAUAAGGAGCGCCCCUAACUUCCACCUGCCACAAGAUUUGUCAGUGCCUCUAAUAUUAAUAGGCCCAGGGACAGGUAUCGCACCUUUCAGAGGAUUUUGGCAUCACCGAAGAGCGCUAUUGAAUUCCCGCACGCGCUCGAAUGCCGGACCAGUUUGGCUAUUCUUUGGUUGCCGGACAAAAACUAUGGACUUAUACAGUCAAGAAAAAGAACAAGCUCUUAGAGAAGGAGUCCUAUCUAAAGUAUUCCUGGCUUUGUCUAGAGAAGAGAAUAUACCAAAGAUGUAUGUUCAAGAGCUUGCUGAAAAAGAGGGAUCGGAGAUACAUGAUUUACUAAUUAAUAGGGGAGCACAUUUCUAUGUAUGCGGUGAUUGUAAAAUGGCUGAAGAUGUGCACCAAAAACUGAAAGGCAUUGUGAAGAAACAUGGAAACAUGACCGAUGAACAAGUGCAGAACUUCAUGUUUAUGUUAAAGGAGGAAAACCGCUACCACGAAGAUAUUUUCGGCAUAACGCUCCGAACAGCAGAGGUUCACAGCGCGUCUCGUGAGUCAGCCCGGAGGAACCGCGUGGCUUCCCAGCCAUGACGCCGGUCGUCUCGUUUCCGUCCCAACACGCUCACUUAGCCAACGACUAUAUUUUCAUUAAAUUUAUUACUUUCAGUUAUAAUAACAACUAUUAUUUUGAUGCUAUAACCCUCUUAUAAAAAAACUUAAAUGAAUCAAGUUUUUUUUUAACUUUCACUGAAUAACGCAACACAUAUGAUACUCAUAAGUGAAACAGUUUAUAAAUUGAGAGUGAUUGUAUCAAUAAAGUCUGAUUGCUUCUCAUUACACGAGCAGUUAAACACUGUCUCUGUUUUAUUAAAUGAUUUCACUUUAAUGGUUACAAAUCUGACAAGUUAUAAACUAAAAAUUUAAGUUAAAAUGAUUAACUUUUAUCCACAAUUAAUUUUUUAUUCAUGACCUACUUCAAAUCAGACUCUAGCUACAUACCUACAGUAAUGAAAUUAUUUAGUUCUGCUAUGACCUAAAACAGUAAAUUAAAAUAAUAUUAACACCGACUUUGACUCAUAAUAUUCAAAGUGAAUGUUAAGAAUUAUAUUUGUGGUCAAGUAAUGGACCACACCAUUCCACUGUAAAUACCCAUGAAUGAAAUAUCAUCUGGCUAAAUAAUUUCCAGUCCAACUAAUUAGUUUUCUCGAUGAAAGUACUGACACGCACAAUAGUAUUUGCGUGUGAAGAAUAACGCUGUCGAUGGGAAUUAUGUGUGGCCGAGAACAUCUUGUAAAAAAAGGAAUGAAAAAUUAAGACUUCGUCAUACUUACGGUCUGCUUUAAGCACACGUUCGUUGUUUGAUAUUCUCUUAAAAUGUCAAAGGACAUUGUAAACUUAAAUUCAAAUACAUACGUAAAUUCAAAUUUAAAUACAUUUUAAUAACAUUCUUCUAACGCUUCGCGAUAGGCUAUAUUAUAAAUUUAUACUUAAUACAUUCCCUAAGCAUUUAUGGCAGCUAUUGACCAUUGUAAUUUUAUAUUUGAUUGUGAACUUUACCAAGCAGGGUUUAAAUUUAAUAACGCACAAUUGCAUUUUGUCCUUUGGCAAAUUUUCCUUAACUUUAUCAGCCAAUUUGUCAAAGUAAUUUAUACAUCUCGAUUGCAGAGAUUUACCAAUACUAGUAGCGUUUAAGGCUAGAAUUUUAUUCAAUUUUCAUUAAAAUAAGCAUAUUAGUAUUAAACAUAACCAAGCCCACACGAAGAGUGGGAUAAGUUAGUAAAAUAUAAGGAGAAAUGGCACAAUGUUGUCCAAUUUAAUUAAGGAUAUAAUAUAUCGUUGUUUAAAUUGUUUACAAAACUUAUUACUUUUAUUUUAAAUAAAUAUAUUUUGUUAUCUUCAUAUACAACGAUGAUAAUUUUACGUUAGAAUUUAUUGCCAAAUCUUGUACAGAAUUUUGUAGUUAUACGUAUCUUGAUUAUCUCAAUAUCGUAAUAAUAUACAUAUUUUUUUCUAAUUGAUCAAAUUAAAAAGAAAACCACUUUCAUUAAAAUUGACUUUAUUAUGUUUUCAUGCUUUUUAGUCUCAACAUUAUAGAGUAAUUAAAUUCUUGUGAUUAUUUAUUUAUAUGAUAAUCAGGAUAUAUAUAAUCUAUUUAAUGCUAUUGUAAAUAAAUUGAUAAUAUGUUUCUUAUUAUAAUAUAAGCAUUUUAUUUGUUUAAGUUGCAAAAGAUGCUCGUUGUAAGGAAAAUUAAUACAUUCGAAAAUAUUUGGCGUCUAGAUGUUGGAAACGCUUAAAAACAAAUCUUUAAAUAAGUCUGAGUAUGAGCAUCUUGUAAGAAUUAAUUAGUAUUAUUAAUUAUUCGUUUAAAUAUUAUUUUUUUUUGUAAUAAAUUUAAUGUUACUAAUUCCAUAUACAAUUAUAAAAAUACUACGGUAAUAAAAUUAAUCGUAAUUUUAAUAAAUUUAAUUUCUUCAUCAUCUGUCCUUUGCAACUGUUAGUGUGAGUGUUUUGUGAUUCUGCAAUUAAUAUUUAAGAAAUGUAUUCAUAUUUUCUAUUAUUCAUGUUAUAAGAAUUUAAUAUACAAGAACUUUUUCUGAUAAAUAAUAUAAUGAUACAUAUAGUACACUUAUUAAUUGUCUUUACCAAAUAUUUACAAAUUGUGAAUUUCAUAUCUUCUAAAUUUAAUGCACAUUUUGAGACUUAAUAUUAAUAUCGAAAUUCAUAUCACGCAAAAUAUAUUACCAGCACCGUUUCAUGUAUUAAAGUCUGUUUGGAAAUGUUAAAAGGAACAAAAUAUAA